Messenger RNA from Lobosporangium transversale, 951 nucleotides. RefSeq lists its product as hypothetical. The transcript has a single exon. Lineage: Eukaryota; Fungi; Mortierellomycota; Mortierellomycetes; Mortierellales; Mortierellaceae. The annotation marks the transcript as partial. The record is from RefSeq and is a predicted model, not a curated record.
CGUGGUCCACACUCUUCCCCUGACCUUUCAAGCUACCAUGUUCAUUUACCAAGAACACCCACCAAAGUGAGACGUCAAACUGGUUACGAAGACCUAUCAUCGCCAUCUCCAAGAACACCUGGAUCUGUACUGAAUCACUGGAAAUUUAAUUGUAUGAUGAAUCAACGGAGUUUGAAGCCGCCAAAAUUGCCCGACAGUGACGAAGAAGGAGAAGAGGAGGUGGGAAAAGGAAAAGAAAAAGAUAAUGAGAGAUUAAAGGAAGACUUUGAUUUAGAAGAAAAAAAAUCCUGUUCUGUUUCAGAAGGUUUAGUAACACCGAAACGCAAGCAGAGAUCAAAAGGAUGGCAGAACUUUGAUCUUACAUCAUCACCAACCUUUAGAAACACCUUUUUCAGGGCUUCAGACUAUGAAAAUCUAAAUCGUAUGGGUCCUCAGGGCACUAAGCGUCGACGUACAAUUGAUCAGGAUGAUGAAAGUAGCCAAGUUCUUGGUCAUCAACAGGGCAGCGACGAAAUAGGCGAAGAAGCUGAAGUAUCUGUAGGGGAAGAAGUCGUUGAGAUUGAAGCUGUAGAGGAAGAGGCUGUAGAGGAAGAAGCUAUAGGAGAAGAAGUCGUAAAAGAAGAGGAGGAGGAGAAAAGGGAGACGGAUGAGUAUCGAAUUGAUCAGUAUCAAGGACCAAAUACAACUACAACAACCAACAACAAAUUACUAUCGUUGGAUUUGAAGCUAGUUGAUCGAUUUCUAUCGGCCUCGGUCCAUGAGCAGAACUUAACCCAGUCUCAAUUCCAUACUCCACCUCGAAAAAAUAUCUAUACAGAUCCUUCAACUAUCAAGCCUCCACGGCAUCCAAGCAUCGGCUCUGGAUUACCCAUGUACUGCCCAAAUGCUGUCUCCGAAAGUCCAUGCAAACGUCAACAGAAGAACGCGUUUCUUUUGGCUCAUCAUCCUUGA